CCUGUAAAUUUGUGUUGCCACGGUUACUAGGCGCGAACGAUUGAGGUUGAGAAGGAGUGAUGGCAACUACUGAUUCUUUGAUAUCUUUAGAGUACAUCAACCUCUCUGAUGUAUUGCGACACUUGAAGCAUUAUAUGUACAGGAUCAGGAGGGAGAAUGGGUUUGAUUUGUCUGGUCCGGAAAAACCCUGGGGUGAAUUCACAGCUGCUAAAGGAGGAUCCUAUUAUUUCAGUUAUUAUCAAGACCAACUCCUUGAGAGUAUGCUGGACUCCUACUCAAAGCACAGAGAAGGAAAGGUUUUUGACAACAUUUGUGAGCUCUUAGCCUCAAGACCGACCUUACUUGGAAGGAUAAGAGGACCUCUUGAUCUACUGGAGCAUCAAGAGGUUGAAGAUAAUGUCUCAAAUGAGUCAACAAGACUCAUACUGACAAUUGCACAAAUACUUAUUCAAGAAAAUGGUGUUUUCCUGAAAUCUCUCAAGCCACUGACAUCUCCUGCUGCAUCACUGGAAUCAAGCAAAGAGCAUCUAGUAAUUGACUCUGUGAUAAACAAAGCGAUAGUAAAAGGAGCUAAUGACUAUCAUGUUGAGAAGAGAGAGAGAAACUCCACUCCUAGCACUGACGGCACCGAUAAUAACGCCCGCAAACCCAAACCAAAGAACUCAAAAACCUGUUGCAGCUGCGGCCGCGAAAAACCUUCAAAAGCCAAACCAGUCCUUCCCCGCAUGAUCUCAUCACGUUCUAUUGCUGACUCAACUAAGAGUGACUCAGUGUCCAGCAGACAGAGGAGGACUGCUAUGGGUCCUGCUCUUGUUUAUGUUCCUCCGUCUCGAGGAGUUGAUAGCAAUCAGACGUCCCCUCGUUCUGUUUUAGCAGCUGCUGAUAAUAGUUAGAUGAGGGUGUGUCUAAAAAAUGAAAAUCAUAUGACAAAACUUUGACUUAAUUAAGAGUAGAAAAUCAAAUUAAUAUUAUUAUACAGAAAUACGUUAUAUUAUUUUUGCUGUUGUUAGUUGUGUGUAUAAUUUUUAGUGAAGUUUUCAAUUUGUAGUUCGAAAUUUUUAAAUGCAA
This is a messenger RNA of Amphimedon queenslandica, 1068 nucleotides long. RefSeq lists its product as uncharacterized. NCBI's taxonomy places the organism in Eukaryota, Metazoa, Porifera, Demospongiae, Haplosclerida, Niphatidae. Bases 60 to 893 code for a protein of 277 amino acids. The record is from RefSeq and is a predicted model, not a curated record. The transcript is spliced from 8 exons.